CGUACAGUCGGUAAUGAAGUAUUAUGAACAGACUGCGAUUGUCAUGUUCGAAAGAAAUUUGCAAUCAGGAAACGAAUAAUUAUUCAAACAAAAAUAGCAGCGAUCGCUAGAUAAUUGGAAUAACAUCCGUGAUGUUAUUUGAGAAUAAAUUUAAUAAUUAAGCUCAAUAACUAGUUUUCAUCAUGACAGCAGUGAAAAUUCAUGGUGGAAUUGACAUUUUGAGGCUUCCUGUUAAUCAAGAAGAACAUGUAUUUCCUCCGUGGCAUAUCAAAUACACACAGUCGCACAUACUUCAUUCUAAAUGUUCUAGGAGUGAAAAUGGUUGUGGCGAUAAGGAUGCUGAUGCCUGUCAAUUUUGCAUUUUCAGCCGUACUUUAGAACUGCCACAUAUGCCAGACAUGGUAUUCCCAAAUAAUAUAUUAACUUUAAAACAUCAGGAUGGUGCAUCUAUGCAAUUCAAUGCAUUAGAUGCUUUGAGAACUGUAUCAAAUGGAAAAAUUAAUAUUCAAUUAGCAUGUGCAGAAGCUUGGAAAGAAUCCAGAUCAGAAAGCAGUGAAUAUUUGGAAGAAAAAGUAAAACCAUUUGAUUGGACAUUUACCAGUAGUUAUACUGGGACGAUAUCUAAUUUUGAAAUUCAGGAAACUAAUGAACGAAUUGAUGUGGAUAAAUUAAAAAGAAGAGAUAAAAUCCUGUUUUAUCACGAUUUAACAUUGUUUGAAGAUGAACUUCAUGACAAUGGCAUUGCAGUUUGCUCUGUAAAAAUUCGAGUUAUGCCAACUAGCUUUUUCAUUUUAUUGAGAUAUUUUCUGAGAAUUGAUGGUGUAAUGUUGAGGAUAAAUGAUACGCGGCUGUAUCAUGAAUUUGGUCAAGAUUAUAUAUUAAGAGAAUAUACAUCAAGAGAAGCCAGGGUUGAAGAAAUACGCGUUCCACCAUCACUUUUUGUAGAGCCAAGCGAAAUAGCACCACAUUUGCCCUUAACUGGAUGUCAGUAUCAUAAGCUAAUAAUGAUGUCAAGUAAAACAGAAUUAGUCACAAACAACGACAACGAAUUGGUUAAUGAAAUAGUAACAGUCGAUGUAACAGCUGGAGCUAAUAAAAAUGAAAUAGACAAUUCUGUUACCUAAAAUUUCCAUUUAUAUGUAAAUAUAUGACAGUCUGAAACAA
Molecule: messenger RNA, 1164 nt
Organism: Bombus pyrosoma
Lineage: Eukaryota; Metazoa; Arthropoda; Insecta; Hymenoptera; Apidae
Product: TIP41-like protein
Exons: 6
Coding region: 183-1124 (313 amino acids)
Biological process (GO): TOR signaling
Cellular component (GO): cytosol
Source: RefSeq, a predicted model, not a curated record